AUGUUUGGGGACUCCAGGAUUCCGGAAUUGUGCCGCGAUUCCGGAAUCCCGGCCAAUUCCGGAAUCGCGGCACAAUUCCGGAAUUCUUCUGCACUCUCCACUCAGGACGAGCACAAUAACUCCACAGGCGUGAAGGUGGCAUGCUACAUCCUGAUCGGAGUCGGAGCUCUCUCCAUGCUCAUGGGCUUCCUCGGCUGCUUGGGAGCCAUUUAUGAGAUCCGCUGUCUGCUCGGCCUGUACUUCACCUGCUUGCUGUUGGUCCUCCUCGCUCAGAUCACCGCCGGCGCUCUCAUCUACUUCCAGAAGACUGUGUUACAUGAUGAGAUGUCCAAGAUUGUCACUAAAGUGCUGGACAACUAUCCAGGAAACAACUCCACCACCGAGCAGGCCUGGGACUUCAUCCAGAGGAAUAUGCAUUGCUGCGGCUGGAACAACUAUGAAGACUGGAACGGGAACAUGAUCGUCACUAACAGCUCUCGGCUGCUGUUUCCCUGCUCCUGCCAGAACAUCUCCCUCAUCACCGGGAACUUCUCCGACAGCGGAUUCUGCGAGGCUCAGACACCCGAAUGGCCCGUAUACGACACGGGUUGUGCUGUCAGCGUGGAGAGCUGGCUCAUCACCAACAUCUGGGUCGUCCUGGGCAUCUGCCUGGCCGUCGCUCUUAUUGAGCUGCUGGGGAUGAGCCUUUCCAUCUGCCUGUGCAGGAACAUCCACACAGCAGAUUACAGCAAAGUGCCAAAGUUCUAGUAGAUCGACAGAGAAGCCGAUGACGGCGAAGAUCCACACCAACAAAGAAGAGAGUAAAAGUGAUUUUUUUUGACUUUUUUUUUCUUUUUUUCUCCACCUUGUAUUAGCUGAAACAUUUUGUCCAAAUGUAAAAUACUGUAAUGUGUGUUUUGCUUUUUUUUUUCUUUUCUUUUUGUUGGAUUCUUCUUCUUCUUCUUCUUCUUUUGAGGCACUUCCAUCUGUUUCCUUUUUUUUUUUUUUUUUUAAAUCAGCCCAGUUUUCCUUGGAGCACUUUAGAGACUUUCUUUUUUUUCUUUUUUGGAUCAGAGAGCGAUGCUGAUAAAUGGUUUUUGAAAUGUUGGAUUUGAUGUUUAAAAGUAAGAAAUGAUGGUGAUGGCUGCGGACGGAGGAAACGUGCUCUCAGGCUCAGAUCAGAGUGUCGCUGGUGUACAUUUAUAAAGACGGAUUCUUGUUCAUUUUCGCCUCAAUUUUAGUUUCCCAGAAAAAAUCCUGAAGAGAAAGAUUCAUACAUAUUUUGGGCGAUUUGGCACGACAACUGGAAAACAGUGUGGUCUCUGUGUGUGUGUGUUUUCCUUUCUUUUCUUUUCUUUUUUUUAAUUUUUAUACACCAGCGUUUUUGAGUUAUUGUGAAAAUGUUUUUAGUACUUUGUAUAUAAUUUUUAGACAUUUUAUUUUAUGUGAGUUUGAAUCCAAAAUCUGUCUUUUGAAUUUUUUAAAGUUCAAAUUUCUGGUUGUUUUUUUUUUUUUUUCAUGUUUUCUUAAUUUUUCUGGAAAUAAUAGAAAUAAUGAGGUACUAAAGAAAAAAGGAAAAAAAAAAAAAAAGUUAUGACUCCCAAAAGUGUCACUCCCAGUUUACGAUUGUCUUUUAAGGACAGGCAGAAACUUCUUUUUUAACCUUCCUGUCGUCCUCCCGGGUCAAACCCCGUCUGUUUUGACUGUUCCUUCCUUCCUUCCUUCCUUCCUUCCUUCCUUCCUUCCUUCUUUCCUUCCUCCAUCCCCAUUUCUUCCUUCCGUCUGUCCUUCCUCCCUCCUUCUCUCUUUCUUUCCUUCCUCACUCUUUCCUCCUGCCCUUCCUUCUUUCCUCCCUUCUUCUUUUCCUUUCUCCCUCCCUCCCCCCUCCUACCUUCCUCCCUUCCUUCUUUCCUUCCUUCCUUUCCUUCCCUCCCUCCCUCAUUCCUUCUGUCCUUCCUUCCUUCCCUCCUUGCUACCUCCCUCCCUCCUUCCUUCUUUCCUCCUGUCCCUUCCUUCCUCCCUCCUUUCUUCCUCCUUCCUCCCUCCUUUCCUCCUUUCUCCCUCCCUCCCUCCCUCCCUCCCUCCCUUCCUCCUCCUUUCCUUCCUUCUUCCUCCCUUCCUUCCUUGACUCGAGGACAACAGGAGGGUUAAAGGUAGCUCAUCAAGUUCCUCUAUAAGCCCAGAUUCUUCCUAAUUUAGUGUUUGAAGAGUGAAAUGUUUCUUUUAACCACUUUUUUUGAAAUAUGUGAACUUUUGAGUGUUGAGGAAAGGGAAAGAAAUUUUUAAGUUGUAUUUUGGAGCAGAGGAAAUAUUUUUUUUUGGGGGGGGGGGUAGAUCCAUCCGUCCUGGAAAGUGAAAUUUGUUUAUACAGCAAAAUCAUUUUGAGAUUCAAUUUAUGUAAAAUUUUUAACUUUAAGCCAAUAUCUUUGUUGUUUUUAGAAAUGUACAAAUACGCCACCACCCUUGUUUCCUUUUGUAUGUACAGUCUGUAUUUCACUUUAACCUUUAUAAUGAAUGGUUCCUACCACAGGAAAAAAAAAAAAGGGUACAUCUGUUUAUAAGUAGAUGGACUUCUGGUAGCUAGCUGGAUUAGUUAAUUGUGUACUCACAACAUUCAUUCUGUUUCAUUUUGCCAAUAAACUG
Messenger RNA from Scomber japonicus (chub mackerel), 2622 nucleotides. Its product is annotated as CD82 antigen-like. The coding region runs from base 1 to 747 and encodes 248 amino acids. Lineage: Eukaryota; Metazoa; Chordata; Actinopteri; Scombriformes; Scombridae. The transcript is spliced from 7 exons. Gene Ontology annotation, cellular component: membrane. The record is from RefSeq and is a predicted model, not a curated record.